Molecule: messenger RNA, 2944 nt
Organism: Adelges cooleyi (spruce gall adelgid)
Lineage: Eukaryota; Metazoa; Arthropoda; Insecta; Hemiptera; Adelgidae
Product: tubulin alpha-1C chain
Exons: 4
Coding region: 216-1565 (449 amino acids)
Biological process (GO): microtubule cytoskeleton organization; mitotic cell cycle
Cellular component (GO): cytoplasm; microtubule
Molecular function (GO): structural constituent of cytoskeleton; GTP binding
Source: RefSeq, a predicted model, not a curated record
UGCAACCGACCAAGACGUUGUGCUUAUACCCAGUAGAGAAUCGGCGACGUACCUCAAACGUAUUACUUAUUUAUAAGAACAGGCGUACCGCGUACAGCGCGCGUGACUUGUCUCAGUGUUAAGGAAACUCCGUAUAAGACAACACGCCGCCGUCUUGAGGAACUCCGAGGUUUUAUUAACUCACAUAGUCGACAAUCGCACCAGAUACUUGAAAAAUGCGUGAGUGUAUAUCCGUACAUAUCGGCCAAGCCGGCGUGCAGAUCGGUAAUGCUUGCUGGGAACUGUACUGCUUGGAACAUGGAAUUCAACCGGACGGACAAAUGCCAUCUGACAAGACCAUCGGAGGAGGCGAUGACAGCUUUAACACGUUUUUCAGUGAGACUGGCGCUGGAAAACACGUUCCCAGGGCUGUCUUUGUCGACUUGGAACCGACCGUUGUCGACGAAGUGCGCACCGGCACUUACAGGCAGUUGUUUCAUCCUGAGCAGCUAAUCACCGGCAAAGAGGAUGCGGCUAAUAACUACGCCCGAGGUCACUACACCAUAGGCAAGGAAAUUGUGGACAUCGUGCUGGACCGAAUUCGUAAGCUUGCAGACCAGUGUACGGGACUGCAGGGUUUUCUGGUGUUUCACUCGUUCGGCGGUGGCACCGGUUCCGGGUUCACAUCGCUGUUAAUGGAGCGCUUGAGCGUGGACUACGGCAAGAAGAGCAAACUGGAGUUUUCCAUUUACCCAGCGCCGCAAGUGUCAACUGCCGUGGUAGAACCGUACAACUCCAUACUGACCACGCACACCACGCUCGAGCACUCUGACUGUUCGUUCAUGGUUGAUAAUGAGGCUAUCUAUGACAUCUGCUGCAGGAAUCUGGAUAUCGAGAGGCCGACGUACACGAAUCUCAACCGGCUGAUCGGCCAAAUAGUUUCUUCCAUUACGGCGUCGUUGAGAUUUGACGGCGCUCUCAAUGUCGAUCUCACAGAAUUUCAGACCAACUUGGUGCCAUACCCACGGAUUCAUUUCCCGUUGGCCACGUACGCGCCGGUGAUAUCCGCCGAGAAAGCUUACCACGAACAGAUGACUGUAGCCGAAAUCACCAACGCCUGCUUCGAAACAGCCAAUCAGAUGGUAAAGUGUGAUCCCCGACAUGGCAAGUACAUGGCGUGUUGCAUGCUGUACAGAGGGGACGUGGUUCCAAAAGACGUGAACGCUGCUAUCGCUACCAUCAAGACAAAGCGAACCAUUCAGUUCGUUGACUGGUGCCCGACCGGUUUCAAAGUGGGCAUCAAUUAUCAACCGCCCACCGUAGUGCCGGGCGGCGACUUGGCCAAGGUGCAGCGGGCCGUUUGUAUGCUGUCCAACACCACGGCCAUUGCCGAGGCGUGGGCUCGCCUUGACCACAAGUUCGACUUGAUGUACGCGAAACGGGCGUUCGUCCAUUGGUACGUCGGCGAGGGCAUGGAGGAAGGCGAGUUCAGCGAGGCUCGCGAGGACUUGGCCGCCCUGGAAAAGGAUUACGAGGAAGUAGCCACCGAUUCGGCUGACGGUGGCGACGAAGGGGACGAAUAUUAACUCUCUAGAUCUCCGGAACGCCGUUUCGAAAAAUCAUUAGCGGACGUUCUCUAUCCGGACAAUACGUUUUCCCAUCAAAACUUACACAUUCAACCAUAAGUGUCUUUUAUCAGUUAAUCUUUAACCACACUUAAUUCCAAAUACUUAACUGUACAUACUAACUCUAAACACUCAGUUAAAAUACCGAGUUUUCCAUUGCUAUUAAUGCCGAGUGAAAGACUAAUACAAGACGAUGCGAUUAGCCCCAAUUCUAAAAGAGGUUUAAGUCCAAAUAUUUUAUAUUUAGCAAAGGCAAGACAAUUCGUUUUUUUUAAUGAUAUUUGUGAAUUUUUUAUAAAAAAUUGCUGAAUCACAUACAGGAACAUACAUGCCUAACAUAGUUAAGUGCACAAGUGUUAAUAUAAAUAAUUAAUAAUUAAUUUUAAAUGUUAAGUUUUUUUAAACUUUUUGAGCUUAUCGGACAAUAAUGAAGUAUUAUUAUUUUCGAACAAGGACAUUUCUAUCCAUUUAAACUGUUCGAUUUUAAAAAUUAACUAGUUAAGUAUACUUAUCACUGUUGUAGUCUUAAAAAUCGAUGGCGAUUAAUUUAUUUUUAUACUGAGGUUAGAUAUUUAAAAACCUAUCCACUCAUCGUUUGGAAAAUUAAAUCUAUUUAGUUUCUCGUAUGUUAUAAAUCGUGGAUUUAUGACCUCCAAACUCAAAUGAAUCUUUUGUAUUCAGUAUUACAGAUUUUGCAUUACCUUAAGUAUUGAUUGGGGCGCCACCGAGUAAUGUACGAUUUAAACAAGAAAUAUAGUUUAUACCUAUUGGUUUUUUGCGUAAAAUAAUUAUAGCACAAUUAAUGCACUCUAGUUCACGCGUUAUACAUAAGUAUAUUAUUAGUAUACGCAUAAAAAAGUACCAGAACUUAUUUUUAAUUUCCUAUGAUAACAUUUCAUAUUACACACAAUAUUACCUUGUAUAAUGUUUAUAAUUAUUAGUUUACUAACUAUAAUAUAGAUACUAUUAUGAAUCUGUCUAAAUUUAAGUGUACCUAGUACCUACUACUUAAAAUAAUAUCAUCAAUGGGGAAAAAUAAAUGUUCAUAGCAAAAGAAACUCCGUGCUUAUGAAAACGUGUCUUCUAUGUAUACAUUUCAAUAUUAAUUGAAGCCAUGAGAACCAAAUUAAAGGGUAAAAGUAAAAUUAUUUUCAUAAAGAAGUCCCAAUCGAUUAUUAGUUUAUCAACGAGACAUUUAUUUAUUUGUAUUUGUUUUGUAAUUUUUUGUCAAUUUUAAAAAAAUACGAUAUUAAAAAGAAUUGAUGAACAUCACCCAUAAGAGCACUUCAAAAAUAUAAUUUGUAUUUUAAUCUACUAGAAAUAUCUAUUGAAUAUGUGUA